UAGAGUACAGACAUUGUAUACGGGACAGAAUCGGUCUAACGUUUCGAAGGUACACAGGUAACCAUUGAUACGUAUAAGUAUCAUAAGUAAAAUAAAGUAAGUUCACAAUUAAGGAAUAUUCUAUAUUUUCCAUAUUUUAUACUACUUAUAUAUAGGCUACUUGAGAAACUACUUGUAUUUCUUCUACAAUGGGUUUGUUGGAAAUAUACAAUUAUUGGAAUACAGAAUUAUCACACCCAGUAAGUCGUGAUUGGUUGUUUGCAUCCUCGCCGUUUCCAAUACUGCUAAUAACUGUGGGAUAUUUGUAUUUUGUUCUUUAUGCUGGUCCUCGCUACAUGAAAAGUCGACCGCCAUAUAAAUUGAGAACCUAUAUAUUAAUUUACGACUUAAUUCAAAUUCUGGCUAACUUAUACAUUCUAAACAUGCUGUUUGAUGCCGGUUGUUUUGUCUUUAUGACAGAAUUAAUCGUUAAGAACUGUUGGAUACAUUACGCAAGCAGCACUGCUGGACCUAAAUUCUUUAAAGUGGCGUGGUGGAUACUCUUAUUGAAAAUGUUUGAUUACAUCGAAACUUGCAUGUUUGUGGUGAGGAAGAAACAAAACCAGGUCUCUGGUUUGCACGUGUAUCAUCAUGUAUCUAAUAUAACAUUUUUGUGGAUUAAUUUAAAAUACUUUAUGGAUAUAAGAAUUUCGCCUUUCAUAAUAGUCAAUUGUAUUGUGCAUGUAAUCAUGUACAUGUACUAUUUCAUCGCUGCAUGCAGUCCAAAUCUCCAACGGAUGAUAUAUCCCAUUAAACGAUUUAUAACUAUUCUACAGAUGGCACAAUUUGUGUAUUUCUUAUCUCUGCUACUGCAGUCUUUCACUUGCGAAGCGCCAAGAGAAGUGCUGUUUCUCUUUACUGUAAAUAUAUUUAUAUUUCUUUAUUUAUUUUAUGAUUUUUAUAAGAAAUCUUAUAUAGCAAAACAGAAGAGUAAUUAACAUUGAGAAAUAAUUUUGUAUUACCUGAACAAAUAAUACUAAUUAUUGAUAUAUU
Vollenhovia emeryi is the source of this 1032-nucleotide messenger RNA. RefSeq names its product elongation of very long chain fatty acids protein AAEL008004-like. The coding region runs from base 189 to 977 and encodes 262 amino acids. Gene Ontology annotation, molecular function: fatty acid elongase activity. The transcript is spliced from 4 exons. Gene Ontology annotation, cellular component: endoplasmic reticulum membrane. NCBI's taxonomy places the organism in Eukaryota, Metazoa, Arthropoda, Insecta, Hymenoptera, Formicidae. The record is from RefSeq and is a predicted model, not a curated record. Gene Ontology annotation, biological process: fatty acid elongation, saturated fatty acid; fatty acid elongation, polyunsaturated fatty acid; fatty acid elongation, monounsaturated fatty acid.